CAACAUGGAUGGACAUUGAGGGUAUAAUGCAAAGUGAAAUAAGUCAGAGGGAGAAGGUCAAAUAUCGUAUGAUUUCCUUCAUUAAGUAGUAGAAAAUAACAACAAUAGCCCCUCACGCACCCAAGGGAUCCAGGAUUGGAAAGGACAACUUCUCCCACCUCGUUUUUGGGUCAGCUUCCUCCACCUGCAUCACUGCAUGACACAGACACAGACAUGAGCAAUCAGGAAGUGAUUUAUUCCUCCUUGAGGGUUCUUCAGUCUCCUUCAGAGUCACAAAAUAGGUCAAGGCCUGGUGCUACUCAAAGACAUGGGAAAACUGAUGACAAAGAGUUUUCAGUGCACUGGCAUCUCAUUGCAGUGAUUCUUGGGAUCCUCUGUUUACUUCUUUUGGUGACAGCCACAGUGUUGGGGACAAAGUUUUUACAGUGUAUUCGAGAAAAACACCAACAGGAGGAAAUUCUACGAAAUCUCAGUCAAAAUUGCCACAAUAUACAAAAUGCUGCCUACUUAAAGGAGCAGCUUUUGAAUAAGACUUUAGAAUAUGACAUUCUCGAAAAUGAAACCCUUCAGCAGAAAAAGAAACUGGACUCACUCUUUAUAGAAAAGAAGAGAUGUCAUAGAAAACAGGAGAGCUUUUCAAAGUCUCUGCAAAAUACAGGCAAACUCUAUGAAGACCACUGGUCCUGUUGUGGAGGAAAGUGUUAUUAUUUUACCACUGAACAAAAAGACUGGAAGGGAUGUAAACAGACUUGCCAAAGUUGCAGUUUAUCUCUUUUGAAGAUAGGUGAUAAAUAUGAACAGACCUUCAUCCAAGCCCAGACUCAUCCUGAUUACUACUGGAUUGGAUUAUCAUAUAAUGAGAAGGAAAGUAAAUGGAAAUGGAUUGACAAUGACACAAGUUCUGGAAUUAAUUUGACAAUAAUGAGUUUGCCUCCUGGGAGAGAAGAAUGUGUGUUUUUAACCUCAACAAGGAUAGACAAUACUGAUUGCUCUAAAACCUAUAAUUGUAUAUGUGAGAAGAGAAUUGAUUGUGUUUCCACUGCCUGCUUCAAGUAGACACAGAAGAAAAGGUGAAAUGGAAUUUUGUCCUUUAUGUCUGUUUUUUUCCUGUGAUAAUUUGCGAUUAUUUACAAAUUAAUGUUUUUGACAGUAAGACUUAUUCCAUUGUGGAAAAAGAGAUGAGUUGGAAGAGGAAGAAAAUGCUCUUUUGGGCUAUGAUUUAAGAGAUCAGAUGCCGGCUGUCUUCCUGGGGAAGAGGGGAAGAUUUUGUCUUUGGAAAUCAGUUAUCCCUCUCUUUAAUGGCCCAGAGAAAGUCUCUCUUUCUCUUUCCUUGAACUACCUACAGAACCAAUUAGAAAACUCUGGAUCUGUUCCUUACCCAUAGGGUAAAUCAUUUCCAUAGCCUUAUGCUUGAGGAGAUAGCACAAUUAAGAACUAAGAAAUAGUUAUCCUGCCCAUCUCCCAUCUAGAUGCUUACCUCUCAUUUAAUUUAUUUUUUACUUUGCUAUGAUUUCAACUUAUUGAAUAGUUGAAACAAUAGUACCAGGAACUCUCAUAUAACCUUUACCCAUAGUUGCCAUUUGUUUAUAUUUCGCUCUAGCUGCGCUUUACAGUUCUCUCUCUCUCUCCAUACCGAUCCACUUGAUAAUAAACUGGGGGCAUUUGUCCCUUUGUCUAAAUAUUUUACAAAAACAAGAACUUUGUCUUGUAUAACCAUAGUACAAUUAUCAAAAUCAGGAUAUUUAGCAGUUCUACAGUACUAUGAUUUCAUCUAUAAUCUGUAUUCAAGUUUUGUCAACUGUCUGGACAAGGUCAUUUAUAGGUGAUUUUCCUUCAUGUUCAGGAUCAUGCAAUACAUUUAGUUGUGAUAUCACUUUAGUCUCCUUUAAUCUGGGACACUUCUUCAGGAUUUCUUUGUCUUCCUUCUCUUGACAUUGUAAAAAUCAACUUUACUGAGUCAUACUUUCAUAUAAUAAAAUGCAUCUAUUCUAAAUCAUGAGAUCAAUGGGUUUUUAACAAAUGUAUACACCUCUCAAAUACCAUCAAAUCAAGACAGAACAUUUUCAUCACCUCCAAAAGUUCUUUUCUGCCCCUCCCCACCCACCUGGCCCCAGGCAACAAGUGAUAUGCUUUCUGUCACUAUAAAUAAAUUUUCCCUAUUAUAGAUUUUCAUACAUCAUGUGCUCUUUUGUAUCUGACUUCUUUUUGCUCAGCAUGUUUUCGAAAUUAAUUCAUGUUCUUUUGUGUAUCAUUAGUUCAU
Molecule: messenger RNA, 2260 nt
Organism: Diceros bicornis minor
Lineage: Eukaryota; Metazoa; Chordata; Mammalia; Perissodactyla; Rhinocerotidae
Product: T-cell surface glycoprotein YE1/48-like
Exons: 8
Coding region: 214-1056 (280 amino acids)
Source: RefSeq, a predicted model, not a curated record